Molecule: messenger RNA, 1335 nt
Organism: Acanthosepion pharaonis
Lineage: Eukaryota; Metazoa; Mollusca; Cephalopoda; Sepiida; Sepiidae
Source: the annotation of a GenBank genome assembly
AUGAUCUUUAGUAAUUUCCACUUACUCUUCCUCUUCUCCAUACAUCACUUACCCUUUCUCUUUUCCAUGCAUCCUCUUCUUCAUUUUUUACUUUUCAGGCAUCCCUCCCUUCCCUGUUCUCUCUUCUUCUUCUAUUCAUGCUUCUUACCAUUUCUUUUUUCAGGCAUCCCUUUCCCUUCCUCUGUUCCAUGCUUCCCUUACUCUUUCUUCUAUUCCAUGCAUUCCUUACCAUUUCUUCUGUUCCAGGCAUCCCUUUCCCUUCCUCAGUUCCAUGAUUCCCUUACUCUUUCUUCUAUUCCAUGCAUUCCUUACCAUUUCUUCUGUUCCAUGUAUCCCUUACCAUUUCUCUUUUCCAGGCAUCCCUUCCUCAGUUCCAUGCUUCCCUUACUCUUUCUUCUAUUCAAUGGAUUUCUUACCAUUUCUUCUGCAUCCCUUGCCCUUCCUCAGUUCCAUGCUUCUUUAUUAUUUCUUCUAUUCCAAGCAUUCCUUACCAUUUCUUCUAUUCCAUGCAUUCCUUACCAUUUCUUCUGUUCCAUGUAUCCCUUUCCAUUUCCUCAGUUCCAUGUAUCACUUACCAUUUCUCUUUUCCAGGCUCUUUCUUCUAUUCCAUGCAUUCCUUACCAUUUCUUCUGUUCCAUGUAUCCCUUACCAUUUCUCUUUUCCAGGCAUUCCUUUCCCUUCCUCUGUUCCAUGCUUCCCUUACUCUUUCUUCUAUUCCAUGCAUUCCUUACCAUUUCUUCUGUUCCAUGUAUCCCUUACCAUUUCUCUUUUCCAGGCAUCCCUUCCUCAGUUCCAUGCUUCUUUACUAUUUCUUCUAUUCCAAGCAUUCCUUACCAUUUCUUCUGUUCCAUGUAUCCCUUACCAUUUCUCUUUUCCAGGCAUCCCUUCCUCAGUUCCAUGAUUCCCUUACUCUUUCUUCCAUUCCAUGCAUCCUUUACCCUUCUAAUUUUCCAUGCAUCCCUUACCCUUUCUCUUUUCCAUAGAUCACUUACCCAUUAUUCUGUUCCAUGCAUCCCUUUCCAUUUCUUUUCUAUACAUCCUUUACUCUUCCUCUUUUCGAUGCACCCUUCCUCUUUCUUCUGUUCCAUGCAUCUCAUACCCUUUCUCUCUUCCAUAUAUCCCUUACCCUUUUAUUUUUCCAUAUAUUCUUUACCUUUCCUUUUUUGCAUGUACCUCUUACUGUUCCUCUUCUUUAAACAUUUUUCUUUUCAGUUUUUAUGCUUACUUCUAUUUUUAAUUUACCCAAUCUGUCAAAUUUUCUCUCCUUCUUUAUUACCUUAUUUUUCAUAUCCCUUCUUUCUUUUCACUCUCCCAUAUUACUCUCUCAAUAUUUGA